UGAGAACUGCUGGUCUAGGGGCAUAAGAACACAAUGAAAAGAAACAGGCAAGGAAUGAAGCUGCUGGAGGUGGUGGGCAUCUCUGUUGGAGGCUGAGUGGGUGCCCCUUCCUGACCAGGCACACUGCAGGGAGGGCUUCUCCCUACAGGGGUCUCGCCCCAGUUAUGCACAGACUGGGCACUGUGAUGAUUCCCUUCCAAGUGAAAUCAGAAGGGCAGUGAUAACCCUUCCAGAGUCCCAGCUCAGAAGAACCUCCUCAAGUACAAUCAGCAGGGUAGUUCGCUCAACUCUGUGUGGUCACACUGCCCUGUACAGCCAGACAUGGAAAGGCCUUAGGCCCCAACAUGGCCCGUCGCUCCCAGAGCUCUUCUCAGGGGGACAACCCACUGGCACCUGGGUACCUGCCACCUCACUACAAAGAAUAUUAUCGCCUAGCAGUGGACGCACUGGCUGAGGGUGGGUCAGAGGCCUACAGCCGCUUCCUGGCAUCUGAGGGGGCACCUGACUUCCUGUGCCCUGAGGAGCUAGAACAUGUGAGCCGACACCUGCGGCCCCCACAGUAUGUUGCCCGAGAGCCCCCUGAAGGCAGCCCUCCUGAUGUGGACAUGGAUGGCUCUUCAGGCACCUAUUGGCCAGUGAACUCAGAUCAGGCUGUACCUGAACUUGACCUGGGCUGGCCCUUGACCUUCGGCUUCCAGGGCACGGAGGUAACAACACUGGUGCAGCCACCACCACCUGACAGCCCCAGCAUCAAGGAGGAAGCUCGAAGGAUGAUCCGUUCUGCCCAGCAGGUGGUGGCUGUGGUGAUGGACAUGUUCACCGAUGUGGACCUGCUCAGCGAAGUGCUGGAGGCUGCUGCCCGCCGGGUCCCAGUCUACAUCCUACUGGAUGAGAUGAACGCACAGCACUUCCUGGACAUGGCGGACAAGUGCCGUGUCAACCUGCACCACGUGGAUUUCCUGCGCGUGCGCACAGUGGCGGGCCCCACCUACUACUGCCGCACCGGGAAGUCUUUCAAGGGCCACGUAAAAGAGAAGUUCUUGCUGGUGGACUGUGCAGUGGUGAUGAGCGGGAGCUACAGCUUCAUGUGGUCCUUCGAGAAGAUCCAUCGCAGCCUGGCGCACGUGUUCCAGGGUGAACUGGUCUCCAGCUUCGAUGAGGAGUUCCGCAUCCUCUUCGCGCAGUCCGAGCCGCUGGUGCCCUCCGCCGGGACCCUGGCCCGCAUGGACGCCUACGCCCUGGCUCCCUACACGGGGGCCGGGCCCCUCGUGGGCGUCCCUGGGGCUGGGGCGCAAACCCCUUUCUCCUUCCCGAAACGAGCACAUCUCAUGUUCCCGCCACCCCGGGAAGAAGGCCUGGGCUUCCCCACCUUCCUCGACCCCGACCGCCACUUCCUGUCGGGGUUCCGCAGGGAGGAGCCGCGGAUGCCCGGGGGUGCCCUGGAACCGCAUUCGGGGCUGCGGCCACUGUCGCGGCGGCUGGACGCCGAGGCUGGGCCGGCCGGGGAGUUUGCGGGCCCGCGAGGCUUCUUCCAGGCGCGGCAUCUGGAGAUGGACGCUUUCAAGCGGCACAGCUAUGCGGCAGCCGACGGCGCGGGCGCGAUGGAGAACUUUACAGCAGCGCGGCAGGUGUCAAGGCAGACGUUCCUCAGCCAUGGCGACGACUUCCGCUUCCAGACCAGCCACUUCCACCGUGACCAGCUCUACCAGCAGCAUUACCAGUGGGAUCCUCAGGUGGCGCCUGCGCGCCCGCAGGGUCUGUUCGAGAAGCUUCGCGCCGGCCGUCCAGGUUUUGCUGACCAGGAUGAUUUCGCGUUGGGCGCCGGGCCGCGCUUCCCGGAGCUUGGCCUCGACGGGCACCAGCGGCUGGACUACGUGCCGUCCAGCGCAUCGCGGGAGGUGCGACACGGCUCGGACCCCGCCUUCGGGCCUGCCCCUCGCGGUCUUGAACCUGGUGGGGCCCUGCGCCCCAACUUGGGUCAGCGCUUCCCUUGCCAGGCAGUGGCGAGGUCAGGCCCAGACAACACUGCAGAGGCUGAGCCGGAGCGCAGGGGAGGGCCCGAGGGGCGAGCGGGGCUGCGGCACUGGCGCCUGGCCUCCUAUCUGAGCGGCUGUCACGGGGAAGAUGCAGGAGACGAGGGCCUGCCAGUGCCGGUGCCCAUGGAAGCCGAGGCCUAUGAAGACGACGUGCUGGUUUCUGGGGGCAGGGCAGCCGCCGGGGACCUGCUCCCUUCGACCUUCCGUGUCCCUGCAGCCUUUCCUACCAAGGGCCCGGUUCUGGGCUCAGGCAGCGGUGGCGGUGAGGUCCCGGAGGAGGCAGCCCUGGCCAAGCAGGACUCCUUCCGCUCGCGCCUGAACCCAUUCAUCCAGCGCAGCUCGAGGCUGCGCUCCUCUCUCAUCUUCAGUGCCUCACAGGCUGAGGGCGCGGGCGUGGCCGCAGGAUCCACCACUGAAAAAGUGCAGCUGCUGCACAAGGAGCAGACGGUCAGCGAGACGCUUGGUCCCGGCGGAGAGGCUGUGCGCUCCUCGGCCUCCGCCAAAGUGGCCGAGCUACUAGAGAAGUACAAGGGCCCGGCGCGUGACUCCGGCGGCGAAGGGGGCGCUGUUGCUGUUGCCAGUCACAGCAAGGCUGUGGUGUCUCAGACUUGGCGGGAAGAAGUGGCGGCACCCGGCGGUGCAGGGAGUGAGCGCCGCAGCCUAGAGAGCUGCUUGCUGGACCUGCGCGACUCCUUUACCCAGCGGCUGCACCAGGAGGCUGAAAGACAGCCAGGAGUCGCUUCGUUCACUGCGGCCCAGCUGCUAGAUACACUGGGCCGGGGCGGCACCGACCGCCUGCCCUCUCGCCUUCUCUCUGCCCAGAGUGCCUCAACCUCUGUGCAGGGGCCAGACAAACUCCUAACACUGGAAGGGUCCAGGGCACAACAGGUGCCCCAUUCUGAGCCAAAAGAGAGCCCCACUGUGGCCUACCCUGAGCGGAAAGGGAGUCCCACACCUGGGUUUUCCAUCCGGAGAAGCAGCCCAACUACCGGAUUUAUUGAGCAGAAAGGGAGCCCUACCUCCCCUUACCCAGAGCACAGGGGCAGCCCUGUGUCCCCCGUGGCUGAGCUCAGGGGCAGCCCUGUGUCCCCUGUGGCUGAGCGCAGGGGCAGCCCUGUGCCUCCAGUGCCAGAGCGCAGGGGCAGCCCUGUGCCUCCGGUGCCCGAGCGCAGGGGCAGCCUCACCCUCACCUCUGGGGAGACUGCAAAGACAGGGCCUGGGGAGGAGGCAGCAGGCGGCCCCAUGGACGUCCUCCGCAAGGGCUCCCUGCGCCUCAGGCAGCUGCUGAGCCCCAAGAGCGAACGGCGCCCAGAGGAAGAGGGUGGUUUCUCAGUGCCUCAGGAGAACGGGCAGCCGGAGAGUCCCAGGCAGCAAUCCUUAAGCCGAGGUGACAGCAUGGAGGCUACCACAGGAGACGAGCGUGGCCCGCGGUCGCGCCUGGCUUCAGCCACAGCCAAUGCCCUGUACAGCAGCAACCUGCGGGAUGACACAAAGGCCAUUCUGGAGCAGAUCAGUGCCCACGGCCAAAAGCACCGUGGUGUCCCUGCCCCAGGCCCUAGCCCAGCCCAUAGCAGCCCUGAACUAGGCCACCCACUGGCUGCUGGCGGCCUGGCCCCAGACAUGUCCGACAAGGACAAGUGUUCAGCUAUAUUUCGCUCGGACAGCCUGGGGACCCAAGGCCGGCUGAGCCGCACGCUGCCAGCCAGUGCGGAGGAACGCGACCGACUGCUGCGGCGCAUGGAGAGCAUGCGGAAGGAGAAGCGUGUGUACAGCCGCUUCGAGGUCUUCUGCAAAAAGGAGGAGGCUGGCGGCCUGGGGGAGGGCCCCGCAGAGGAGGGCACCAGAGACAGCAAGGCGGGCAAGUUUGUGCCUAAGAUCCUGGGCACGUUCAAAGGCAAGAAGUGAGUCUCCUCCUCCACCAGCCCAGGCCAGGUGCCUGAACCACUGCCAUCAUUGUCCAGAGCAUGGCCAUGCUUUUGUGUCUGAGUGGUGGCUGCUAGGCCCCAUGCCAGGGCAAUCUGGAGUGUGUGCUGCUUGCCCAGAAGCUGCCCUGCCUCUGUCCCUGGCUUCCCCAGCCUUGGAGCUCCAGCCCUUCCCUGUGGUGCUUCUCCCCAGCUCCCUUUUCUGAGAACCCUCAAGCCUCCCCUGCUCACACAUCUGCCCUGACCGUCUCUUUGGUUUCUUGUCCCCUUUGGGGCUUCAUUCCUCAGGAACUUCUUAAGUGCCUCAAUGCCCGUUCUCUCUGGGGCUUCUUGUCUCCUCAGGGCUUCUAUUCUCAGGGUUCCCCUCCUCAGACAUGGCAUCAUGGUCUCAGGGCCUCUCUGCUUCUCAGGGGUCACUGCUUUUGCCUCCACCUUGAGCACUGUGGGAUCACUUUCUUCCCUGCUCGGAUUCCCCUGGGGUCUUCCUAGGUGGCCAGUGCUCUUGCUUUAGGGAAGACUGGGCUGGCUGCAGGCAGUCUGGGAGGGGUGGAGCUGGGCCCAAAGGAAACUUUCUCAGAGUGACAGGGAAUGCUGCUUGCUGGGAAAGGGGCCCGAGUAGUGCUCCAGGAGGGCCCCAUCAGCACUGGGCUUUGCAGCACAAUAAAAUAUAGUAUGGACAGAU
Molecule: messenger RNA, 4640 nt
Organism: Otolemur garnettii (small-eared galago)
Lineage: Eukaryota; Metazoa; Chordata; Mammalia; Primates; Galagidae
Gene: SACK1H
Product: family with sequence similarity 83 member H
Exons: 5
Coding region: 345-3941 (1198 amino acids)
Biological process (GO): positive regulation of cell migration; intermediate filament cytoskeleton organization; protein localization to cytoskeleton
Cellular component (GO): keratin filament
Molecular function (GO): keratin filament binding
Source: RefSeq, a predicted model, not a curated record